Molecule: messenger RNA, 1260 nt
Organism: Thlaspi arvense
Lineage: Eukaryota; Viridiplantae; Streptophyta; Magnoliopsida; Brassicales; Brassicaceae
Source: the annotation of a GenBank genome assembly
AUGCGACCCUGGUUCUUCGCGAUCGCCCUCUCGCGAGAGGACUCUGACUCUUUGCUCAAUUGCAACCUAUAUUACAUCUACAUCGCUUCUUUCCAAGCCGCAGGUGCUGCCGCUGGUACGUUACCGGUUUCUCUUUGGUUCCCGAGAGAAAACAUACUUGGUCCUGUGCUUCUUUGGUCAACUGACAGGGUUAUUGCGGCAACUUUUGUGUGUCCUUUAGACGUUAUUAAGACUAGGUUUCAGGUACAUGGGCUGUCAGCGCUUGGAAAUGAAAGCAUUAAAGGAGGAAGUAUCAUAUUUGGAAGUUUAAAACAAAUUUUUCAGAGGGAGGGAUUGCGUGGUAUGUACCGUGGGCUAUCUCCCACUGUCCUGGCAUUACUUCCUAACUGGGCGGUUUAUUUUACAAUUUAUGAUCAGCUCAAAAGCGUUCUAAGUUCUGAUGAUGCAAAUCAUCAACUCCCGGUGGGUGCUAAUAUGAUUGCUGCUUCUGGUGCUGGAGCUGCAACAACAAUUGCUACAAAUCCACUUUGGGUUGUGAAGACAAGACUCCAGGUGGGUGGUCCAUUUGGUAUUAGCUGGGUGAGGGUCACCUUUGUUUCAAUUGUGGGUUGGAAGCUUCAUUUUGCCUGCAUUAGGGUGUUGCCGGCCGAUGAGGAUGAGUUUGAGACUUUGGAAAGGGACAUUUUUGAUUUCUCUGGGGAAUUGGGAUUGCAUGCUGGGUAUGGUGACGUUGUUGGUGGGCAAAGACUUCUUACAACAACAGUACCUGGGGAGUAUCUUGGAAUUUGGUGCAGGCCCCAUAAUGAUUUGAGGAAUGACACUGUUACCCAGGGUACGAGAUCAGGUAUACUGCUGUACGGGAGUACACUGUCUGCUUUAAGGAGAAUAGCUCAUGAAGAGGGCAUUCGUGGAUUAUACAGUGGUCUAGUGCCUGCAUUGGCUGGUAUUAGUCAUGUUGCGAUUCAAUUCCCAACUUAUGAGAAAAUCAAAAUGUAUUUGGCUGAGCGAGAUAAUGUUUCAAUGGACAAACUCAGUGCAAGUGAUGUUGCUGUAGCCUCCUCAGUUUCAAAAAUAUUUGCAUCUACCUUGACAUAUCCGCAUGAGGUAGUACGAUCUAGGCUACAAGAGCAAGGGCACCACUCCGAGAAACGAUAUGCUGGUGUCUUAGACUGCAUUAAGCAAGUAUUUCAACAAGAGGAAUGCCAGGUUUUUACCGUGGAUGUGCCACGAAUCUGCUUAGGACUACACCAGCUGCUGUAA